Molecule: messenger RNA, 3044 nt
Organism: Chironomus riparius
Lineage: Eukaryota; Metazoa; Arthropoda; Insecta; Diptera; Chironomidae
Source: the annotation of a GenBank genome assembly
AUUAUUUCAAGCUUCAAUAUCUAUCAUUAAGUUCGAACAAUAAGGAAGGUGUGAAUAGUUUAACGAGGCGUUUAUGUCUUAUUCGGUUUAUUGUAAACAAAAAUCAUUAAAAGUUUAAAUGCCAUCAAUAAAUUAACAAAAUGACACAAGAAACAAUAAUAGAACUGGAUAAUCACUUGGUAAAAUGUCGAUGUUGCUUACGGGAGUUUCACGAUGAAGACAUACAGAUUAAAAUCACAAGAAUUGUUGAGGAACGGUUUCAAAGCUUGACUCAAAUGGAACUAAGAUCAACAGAAACUUAUUCGCAUGUCAUUUGCGAGAGCUGCAACAGUGAUCUCAGAAAUUUCUCAUCCAUCAAAAAGGACUUGGUUUUUAAACAAAUGUCAUUAAUUCAGUUUGUUGAAGGAAUUGAGGAAGUACAAACAGAACAGCUAGAUACAUCAUAUUCUGAUAAUAAUAUUAAGGAUGAGACAUUAAAUGACAGUGCACAGAUAAAAACAGAACACUACGAGGAAGCAGAGACUGAAGAUUUCGCCAAUUUUGUGUCUCCCGAAUAUCUUGAAAACAUCCAGGAAAUUGAAAACGACCAAACAAGAGAGUAUGAUCAAUUUUGUUCACUGGAUCUCGAUAAUUCCUUUUCGUCCAAAGAUGUCAGCAAAACCAAGAAGUUCUACAAGCGCGCACUUUGCGGACUUUGUGGCAACAGUUAUUACAAGGAUCAACUUCAGCGACACAUUGAUAAAGUUCAUUACAAAGUUAAGAGAUUCUUUUGUGACAUCUGCGGAUUCGGAUCAUUUUUAAAGUGCAAUUUAAACACUCACAUGGCGAAGCAUGUAGCUAAAGAAUUUCGGGAACAGAUACGAUGUGAUUUUUGUGAUGCAACAUUUACACGACACGAGAGCCUUAAAAAUCAUAUUAAGACAGAACAUGAAACUCCAGUAAUGCUUAAAUGCUUCUGUGGCAAAGAAUUCAAUUUACGCCAUAAACUUACUACACAUAUAAAGAGAACACAUAAUAAUGUCCGGGAUCAUGCUUGCAAAUUCUGUGAGAAGAAGUUCUUUACGCCAAAAGAAUUAAAAGUUCAUAUCUUAAAAGUUCAUACGCCUGGAUACAUUGACAAAACUGAACAUUUUUGUGAGAUUUGUGGGAAAAAAUAUUCAAGUACGAAAAGCUUAAGAACUCAUAUGAAGCACCAUCAAGAACCAGAAUUCAAGUGUGAAAUUGAUGGAUGCAAUAAAGGAUUUAUUACAAAAUUACUGCUAGCAAAUCAUCAGAAGAUUCAUACAGGACAGCGAGAUUUUAUGUGUCAUCUGUGUGAGAAGAGCUUCUAUUCAGCUAAUCAUCUUAGAAGACACAUAGCUGUUUCGCAUGAUAAAGUUCGAAUAAAUUGUUUUGUUGAAGGCUGCAAAUUUGCUGUUGGUCGAAAAGAUUAUUUAAGAAAUCACAUUUUAACUCAUCGAGAACUGCCAGAAGACACUAAAAAGGCUUUGUUACUUAAAUCUUCACUGGUGGAAGGAUGUCGACUUCCAGUGAAAAUGUCAGGCACAGAAGAGUGGCCAUUAGCAGAGAUUAUUAGUGUUAGAGAGGAAGAAGGAGCAUUAACAUAUUAUGUUCAUUAUGUAGACUUUAAUAAAAGAUUGGAUGAGUGGGUAAGAGAAGAAGAUUUAGAUACAAGGAAGGUACAAUUUCCACGAAAGGAUGGAUUAACGACUGGCCAAAAUACAACAGGUGUUUCAACGCCUAAACGAUUGAUCUCCACAUCUCGCCCACCUAGUCCUAUUCACCAAGAUGUUCAAGUUAAUGGAAAUACAGUGCUAGCAGCAGCAUUACAGAAAAAGUUCAAUAGAAAACGUAAAGCUCCUUCAUUAUCAGCAACUGCCCCGCCAACCCCGACCCCAAUUCCAAUUUCAACACCAAUCACACCAAUUACACCAGCACCAAUAGAUGAUGAUUCUCAAGACAUUCCAGCUGCUGAAAAGACACCAAGACAGUCAGGAAGUAUGGUAACACAUCAUGACGAUGUCGUGACUCGUAUGAAGAAUGUUCAGUUGAUUGAAUUAGGGAAGCAUCGGAUUAAACCAUGGUAUUUUUCACCAUAUCCUCAAGAAUUGUGCACCUUAGAUUGUAUUUUUAUUUGUGAAUUUUGUCUGAAAUAUCGAAAAAGCAGGAAGUGCUUAGAACGUCAUUUAACAAAAUGUAAUUUAAGAAAUCCACCGGGUAACGAAAUAUAUCGAAAAGGAACAAUUUCAUUCUUCGAAAUUGACGGCAGAAAGAAUAAGUGUUAUGCUCAGAAUUUAUGUCUUUUAGCCAAAUUAUUUCUGGAUCAUAAAACUCUUUAUUAUGACACAGAUCCAUUUUUAUUUUAUAUUAUGACUGAAUUUGAUAAUCGUGGAUUCCACAUAGUCGGUUAUUUCUCAAAGGAAAAGGAAAGCACAGAGGAUUACAAUGUUGCUUGCAUUCUCACAUUACCACCGUAUCAACGUAAAGGAUAUGGCAAAAUGCUCAUUGAAUUUAGCUAUGAAUUAUCGAAAUUUGAGGGAAAAUGUGGCUCGCCUGAAAAGCCAUUGUCGGAUUUGGGUCUUUUGUCAUAUCGCAGUUAUUGGGCACAUACAGUCUUAGAAAUUCUUUUACAACAAGGGAAUAAUGGCGAUAGUGAUGAAAGGCCUCAAAUAACUAUAAAUGAAAUAUGUGAAAUGACAAGCAUAAAAAGGGACGAUGUCAUCUCUACAUUGCGUACCUUAAAUCUCUUAAAUUAUUACAAGCAUGGCCAAUAUAUAAUUUGUAUUAAUAAGGACACAAUUGAUCAACAUAGGAAGGCAAUGGAGAAACGAAUGCUACGUGUCGACGCAAAAUGUCUUCACUGGACGCCUAAAGAUUGGAGCAAAAAGCCUCGAUAUUAAACUAUCUCUUUUAAGAUCUUUGAUUUUCUACAAGUUCCGUCUUAAACAAUUCUUCUUGACUUUUGAAAACAUUUUUAAUUUACUGAAUCAUCUGUACAUAAAUAAAAUAAUUAAGAAAUAUGAUUGAGAACUGAUCUUACUUAA